Messenger RNA from Nannizzia gypsea CBS 118893, 1368 nucleotides. RefSeq lists its product as hypothetical. Bases 1 to 1368 code for a protein of 455 amino acids. The record is from RefSeq and is a predicted model, not a curated record. NCBI's taxonomy places the organism in Eukaryota, Fungi, Ascomycota, Eurotiomycetes, Onygenales, Arthrodermataceae. The transcript has 2 exons. Gene Ontology annotation, molecular function: protein binding.
AUGGCAGCUUCCGAGCCACGCCAGCAGGGCUCCUCGGACUCAAGCCAAAAACAUCCACCGGCCACCCCUAUCUAUGUUCUUAGAGGGCACACGAGUCCAAUACACUCCCUCAACUUCUAUGGAUCUAAUUCAAGGCUUAUUUCUGGGGAUGCUGAUGGCUGGGUUGUGGUAUGGGAUAUGACCAGUAAACGGGCGGUAGCAUCCUGGAAGGCCCACGAAGGAUCUAUCUUGGGCAUUUCAGGAGUUGAAGCCUGCUUGGAAACAGGGGUAGAAAGAAGGAUAAUGACGCAUGGGAGAGACCACAAGCUGUGUGUCUGGAAGCUGAAUGAAAAGGAUGAGGACGUCGUGGGAAGGACGCUGCCACUGGACACGCAAAACAACCCACAAGAUAGGAACAAGCCAUGGCUAUUGCACUCGCUCUCUGUUAAUGCUCUUAAUUUUUGCGGCUUUGCAUAUUGUUUUCUCUCACAAAAAGGUGAGACUGAGCUUGGGGAUGCGGUUAAGCCGGGAAACCAGAUGCUUCUCGCAGUUCCAAAUGCUUUGAAUACCGGUGGCCUUGACAUUUUCCAUCUACCAUCUGAAAGACGGCUAUGUGUCAUCUCGCCUGACGAGAAGGUCAACACUGGUAUGGUUAUGGCACUAGAAAUGUUCAUAUCGUCUGAAGGAGAAGAUCUUUAUAUCAUUUCUGGCUACGAGGAUGGAAGUGCGAUGGUCCACGCCUGUCGAGGAGGCAUUAACCGGCUACCCAUCGCGAAUACAAAUGACUGUUCUAACUCCUCAUGGGACUGGGAGUUAUUGUAUUCAAAUCGUCCACAUACCCAGCCCGUCUUAUCACUCGAUAUAUCACUUUUUUCGGAAGGAAGAUACUUCAUCACUUCAUCUGCGGAUGCAAUUGUAGUGAAACAUCCUAUACCAAGGCUGCCGCCCUCUUUGGAACCCGAUGUUACCAAUAUCAGAAGUGUGGUGGAAUCAACACAUUUAAAAUCCGUGAACACCAAACAUUCCGGACAACAAGGGCUGAGAAUUCGAUCAGAUGAUAAAAUAUAUGCUACCGCUGGAUGGGAUAACAGAAUCCGGGUUUACAGCUGCAAGUCAAUGAAAGAGCUGGCUGUUUUGAAAUGGCACAAGGAAGGAUGCUAUUCUAUUGCCUUCGCUAAGGUUUUUACGGACACAGGGAGUAUAGGAGCCGCUGGGGGUGUGAUGACUACGGAUACAAACCUGGAAAGUAAGAGUACGUCUCUUAUGGUUGCGAAUGAACCCCGUUCUCUGACGGAAAUCAAGCAACAGAGAAACCUCAAAGCACAAUUAACACAUUGGAUUGCCGCCGGAUCAAAGGACGGAAAGGUCUCGCUAUGGGAUAUAUACUGA